Molecule: messenger RNA, 1830 nt
Organism: Laetiporus sulphureus 93-53
Lineage: Eukaryota; Fungi; Basidiomycota; Agaricomycetes; Polyporales; Laetiporaceae
Exons: 3
Coding region: 87-1685 (532 amino acids)
Cellular component (GO): fungal-type vacuole membrane
Molecular function (GO): oligopeptide transmembrane transporter activity
Source: RefSeq, a predicted model, not a curated record
AUAGCUGAUAGCGAUCAUAAAAUCAAACCUUCAGGCGCCUCAUUACGUUCACGAUCUGCUGCGCCUAUGUCGGCAUCUUCUUCACCAUGCCUCUGCGCCGCCUCUAUAUCCUCAAGCUCAGGCUCACCUUCCCAACCUCCAUCGCCACUGCCUACACCAUCCGUUCCCUCCAUGUCGGCACGCAUGCCGCCGCCAUCGCGCGCAAGAAGACAUGGGCGCUCGUCAUCUCGUUCGCGAUCUCCAUCCUCUGGCGCGUGGCGAGCGAGUAUGCACCCGGAAUCAUGUGGGACUGGCACUGGAGCUGGUGGUUCUAUCGCGCGGGGUGGAAGUGGAUCAUUUGCGCUGAGAGCUGGGGAUGGGUUUGGGAGUGGACGCCUGCAUUCAUCGGUUGCGGCCUACUCGUCCCGAUGAACAGCUCCGUCUCAUUCGCGGGCGGUGCAUUGCUCGCAUGGGCAAUCAUCGGCCCCGCGCUCGUCGCUACCGGUAAAGCCUUCGGCGAAUCCUACUCAUCCCAGUACCCUGGCUAUAUCGACUAUUCGAACAUGGUGCUCAGCGACCCCGUCCACAGGCCCUCGCCCGAGUACUGGAUGAUCUGGCCCGGUUGCCUCCUCCUUCUCACCUCCAGCGUUGCCGAGAUCGCCGCGAACUACAAAAUGAUCAUUACUGCGUUCGCCGUCCUCCUCGAGCCUGUGAUGCGGCGGCUGCAUCUGGGCAAGGAGCGUGUCGAAAAGGAAGAUGGAUUCUAUGACCCUGUCCCGGAGGACCAACAAACGCCGUGGUGGAUGUGGGUCGGCGGGCUUGUCGCGAGCACGAUCCUGACGAUGUGCGUGAUGAAGUAUCAGUAUGGCCAAAAUCCCGGUAUCACCCUCCUUUCAAUCAUCUUCGCAUUUAUCUUCUCCCUCGUUGGCGCGGAGUGCAUCGGACGCGUGUCCGUAAACCCGGUGACUACUCUUGGCAACUUUUCUCAGCUCAUUUUCGGUGGGAUCUCCAAAGGAUCGGGCCUCUCGCCCACCAAGAACGAGCUCAACAACGGGCUCAUGGGCAUGAUCACCCUCGCCGCUGCGGAACAAUGUUCAGACAUGCUCUGCGACCUCAAAACGACACACCUCCUCAGCGCAUCGCCCCGCGUGCAGCUCUACGCACAGUGCUUCGGUGCGCUCAUCUCCAUCUUCCUCUCCACCGCGAUGUACGUCGUCUUUUCGAAGGCGUACCCGUGCAUCAACACGCUCUCAAGCUCGAGCUGUGCAUUCGCCGUGCCCGACGUCAAGUCUUGGCGUGCGGUCUCCAUCGCUGUGUCCGACUCGAGCCUCCCUGUUCCCCUCUCGUCCGGUAUUGUCGCGCUCGUACUCGGCGGGCUCGUGCUCGUAUGCGCGUACGUGAAGUACCGCUAUGUCCCUGCAGAGAAGCACCAUUGGUUCCCAAACUGGAAUGCGGUGGGAAUCGCAUUCGUACUGGGGCCGAGCAACACGUACCCCGUAGCGAUGCUGUUUGGGAGCAUCAUUGCUUUCGUGUGGAGGCGCCGUUUGCCAAACGCGUGGUUCGUCUAUGGCUACGCUGUCGCUGCCGGAAUGAUCGCGGGAGAGGGACUUGGCGGGAUCGUCGAUGCUGUGCUGGAGAUCGCCAAGGUGUCUGGUUCGGUGUACGGCACAAGCGUUGGGUGUCCGAUGAACGAGUAUUGCGGAUGAAUUUGCUGCGUUCGACUGCAUAGAUCUUGAAAUGACCAUUUGUAACCGUACUCCCAAGUCGCUGCUGUAUUCCACGAUCGUAUGCAUGAACCGAUGAUACACGAUGUAACUCACCUGAAAUCACCUCGCCGCUCUCGUAAAUGCG